AUGGCUGUCAAAACAGGUGCUAAUGCUCCCUUCAGACCUCCUCGGUUAGUGGGGUCAAGUUCAGCUUCAGGACCGGCUUCAGGGUCAGGACCGGCUUCAGGGUCAGGGCCGGCUUCAGGGUCAGGGCCGGCUUCAGGGUCAAGGCCGGCUUCAAGCUCAGGUGCUGCUAAAAGACUAACACUGUCAGUGUCACCACAGCCCAAGAAACUAAAAGUCUCCAAUGCGAGUGGCAUCUCCUCAUCAAACACCCAACGGUACGACGUUCAAUGGCGUCGAAGAACCAACAAGAAGAAUAAGACUUGGGAUGGUGAUGGUUCACUCAGUCACAAUCCCACCAAUCAAACGUUGGUAUUAAAGGAUGAAGAUGGCAAGGUACUUUGUAAAAUGACAGGUAAUAAAACACAAGGGAUCACGUUAGUAUCUGGGAGAGUCAUUAGCAUUGGUCUAUUUGAAGUGGAACUUGAACUGGAUAACUCAUCAUCAACUAUCCCCUUAAUAUCUCGUAGUCGAUUCAGUUCCAGAUCAAACCAAUACAAUACAAGUGUCAAUACAAGUGCCAGUGCCAGUGCCAAUGCCAGUGCCAGUGCCAGUGCCAGUGCCAGUGCCUAUACCACUACCAAUAAGCGCAGAUCUCCCUUGUAUCUGUCAGAACAAGCAAUAAUACUCCCCUCGCCACCCGAAGAAACGUCCUUUGUGGAUGUGGCCAUAGAUCCUUUAUUAGCCAAGGUUCUUCGACCUCAUCAGAUUGAUGGGGUCAAAUUCUUAUACGAAUGCAUUAUGGGAUAUAGAAUCAACGGUUAUUAUGGAGCCUUAUUGGCAGACGAGAUGGGGCUAGGCAAGACUUUAAUGUCCAUUAGUUUGAUUUGGACUUUGAUAAAGCAGUCUCCCUGGAAUAAUGGUGAUAAUGACUUCCAUCCUAUUGUACUGAAUAAAGUGUUGAUUGUAUGUCCGGUUACGUUGAUAGGGAAUUGGAAGAAGGAGUUUAACAAAUGGUUGGGACUGAAUAGAAUUGGGGUGUUGACUUUAACGGAUUCUGCUGCCAAAGAUAAGAAGGAUAUAAUCUCCUUUGGCAAAUAUAAAGUGAAUCAAGUACUAGUAGUAAAUUAUGAGAAGCUUUUAACAUAUGCUGUUGAAUUAAGAGAGGCAUGCAUUUUUGAUUUGAUGAUUUGUGAUGAAGGACAUCGACUAAAGAAUAAUUCAAACAAAUCUUUAAGCAUUUUAAACAGUUUAAAUGUAAAAAGGAAAGUGAUGUUAACUGGUACACCAAUUCAAAAUGAUUUAACUGAAUUUUACACUAUUAUUAAUGUUUUAAAUCCCAAUUAUUUGGGUUCAAUCCAUGAGUUCCAGAAAAGGUAUAUUAAACCUAUUAAUAAUUCCCGAGAUGUUAAUUGUGUUGAUCCUCAAAUAAAGAAAUUGGGUCAACAAAUGUCUGGUCAAUUGAUUGAGAAAACAUCACCAGUUAUUUUAAGAAGAACCAAUGAAAUUUUAUCCAACUAUUUACCAGCAAAAACGGAUAUCAUAUUAUUUGUUCACCCCACAGGGUUACAACGAAAGUUAUUCCAGUUCCUUUUGGACUCGGCCAAUUUUAAUAAGUUAAUUGAAAAUGGUAUAAUGAAUAACCAAUCUUUGGCCUUGAUCACUUUAUUUAAAAAGAACUGCAAUUCACCUUCGCUUUUGGCUAAAGAUAAAUUAUUCAAUACCAACUUCAAUGAUUCAAAUCAAAUUAAUGUUGAUGCCUUGGAAUCAAAACAAUCAAGUGGUAAAAUAAAUGUUUUGGUUCCAUUAUUAUUGGAAAUCAAUAAAUUACAAGAAAAGGUGGUUUUAAUAUCAAAUUAUACCCAAACUUUAGAUUUAUUGGAAAGUGUUAUUCGAAAAUUAAAUAUGACCUCCAUCAGACUUGACGGUUCAACUCCCUCUAAUAAAAGAGAUUCCAUCAUUAAUAAAUUUAAUAGCCAAGGUUCAGAUAUUAAUGUGUUUCUUUUAUCUUCCAAACUGGGUGGAGUAGGAUUAAAUUUGACUGGUGCCUCAAGGUUGAUUUUAUUUGAUAAUGAUUGGAAUCCUUCAGUUGAUUUACAAGCAAUGGCAAGAAUCCAUAGAGAUGGUCAAAUAAACCCAGUGUAUAUUUAUCGUUUACUUACCAUUGGAUGUAUGGAUGAGAAGAUAUUCCAACGACAAUUGAUGAAAAAUAAUCUAAGUGAUUUCUUUCUUUCUAAUGAUAAGGAAGAUGCCAAAAUUAAAGGUAGGAAUUCAAACGUUUUUGAAGUUGAAGAGUUGAAGAAACUAUUUUACAUUUCAGAACAUACAAGUUCGAAUUCUCAUGAUUUACUUGGUUGUCUGUGUGAAGGAAGAGGUGAAUUACAACGUAUUGAAGAAGAGCAUGAAAACUUCAAACUGGAUGAGGAAGAAGCCAUUCAGAGGAAAUCGUCAUGGAUGACUGCGAGAAGUUUGAGUCAACGAAUCGAACAAGAGGGUGAUUAUCAACCUAUGAGAGAAAGAAAACAAAUUAGAAACAGUUUGAGUAAAUAUAAGCAUUAUGAUCCAAGCAAAAUAGGAAAUUUUGAUGAUGACUCGGUGAUUGAAAAGAUUCUUUCAAGUACUAGCAAACAAAUCGGCUUUAUUAUGAGCCACUUUACACCACCAGCUCAAGAAUCAAGUGAAGAGGAGAGUCAAUUAUAUGAUAUCAAUGAAGAGAACCAAUUAGGUGAGGGUAUCAAUGAAGAAGAGAACCAAUUAGGUGAGGGUAUCAAUGAAGAAGAGAGCCAAUUGAAGGAUAUCAAUGAAGGAGUUCAAUUGAACGAUGCUAAUGGUGUAUUAUUUGUUCAAGAAAGUUGA
Molecule: messenger RNA, 2832 nt
Organism: Lizanozyma spartinae
Lineage: Eukaryota; Fungi; Ascomycota; Pichiomycetes; Serinales; Debaryomycetaceae
Gene: RDH54
Product: DNA-dependent ATPase
Exons: 1
Coding region: 1-2832 (943 amino acids)
Biological process (GO): double-strand break repair via homologous recombination; reciprocal meiotic recombination
Cellular component (GO): nucleus
Molecular function (GO): ATP binding; ATP-dependent chromatin remodeler activity; DNA translocase activity
Source: RefSeq, a predicted model, not a curated record